AUGUUCGUCUUCAAACAUGGCUGCAGAAAUGCAUCUCGAACCGUCGCGAGACGAUUUGAUCGAAGAUGUGCAUCCCGCAUCGCAAUCCCGAUGGAAACCCCUCCGUUCCCCGUAGUUGAACACUGUCCAAGCCCGACAUGUCAGUGUCGAGAGACGCCGCAAGGCCUGGAUAUUGAGCGCGAGACGAAUCUGAAUGGCUCGAUUGCGUCUUAUGCCGAGCAGGUGCUCAUCAGCACGGGACGAAUGGAUUGGAAAAGUCGGAUUGAGGAGGAAGAGGAAGGCGUGCUGGUGCGGCAGUUGAAGGCUUAUCUGGGGCGAGGUGGGAAGUACAGCGACCCAUUCCACAAUGUUAUGCUCACCAACUCGUCGUUCCAUCCUACACAACCACUGGCACAUCAGACAGAGGCUACUGGAACGCCCAUCCCGACGGGCAAAGCAUCGCCCUUUUCCAGCAUUAGCAACAACCAAUCGGCGUCAAGUCAUGAAACGCCCACCGCCUCAGCCUUCCUCUUGCCCUCAUUCCAGUACAUCCCGGCCAUUCCAACCGACCCCGCGAGCAUCGAAGCUUUCAUUCAAGCCUUCAUCUUACCAUCUCAACUCCAUCAAUCGCACGACAGCCUGACAAGAGAGCAGAAGAAUGUUCUGCGCCGCCAGCCCGAACGCCAAAAAAGCUUCGUAGGCGCAAGGAAGGCCGACGAAAUUCUAGUUCUAAUCUGCGGCCACGGAGGUCGAGAUAGUCGAUGCGGCACCCUUGGUCCUCUACUAAAAGCCGAAUUCGAGGACAAACUACGGCGACAGAAUAUCCCCUUGCUGGACGAGCCUCCUGUUGCCGAAGCUGUGGAGGUUGAGACGGAGGUAGAGGGCUAUACGCCCACCGCUCGCGUGGGAUUGAUCUCGCAUAUCGGGGGGCAUAAGUGGGCGGGAAAUGUCAUUGUAUACAUCCCGCCUUCCUUCAAAGCGAACGCUCUGGCCGGAAAGGGGAUUUGGUAUUCACGGGUCGGACCCGAGCAUGUUGAAGGCAUUGUAGAGAAGACGGUGGUGGAGGGGAAAGUGAUCAAGGAAUUGUUUAGAGGCGGAAUCGACCAGGAGCGGACGAUGUUGCGAGUGUAG
Molecule: messenger RNA, 1110 nt
Organism: Neohortaea acidophila
Lineage: Eukaryota; Fungi; Ascomycota; Dothideomycetes; Mycosphaerellales; Teratosphaeriaceae
Product: Sucraseferredoxin-like protein
Exons: 2
Coding region: 1-1110 (369 amino acids)
Source: RefSeq, a predicted model, not a curated record